AUGGCGACACUAGUACCCCCAAAGAGCAAGCGUAUUAAGCUUGCAGAACAGAAGAAGACCGCAGAGCAAGCGGAAUUCGCAGAGAUACCUUCAGACCUUCCGGAUAUUUUGAUCCAGUUCCGUGCUUCUGAUACCGGCGAAAACGAUAAAACACCUAUUAAGGUCCCCGGCGCUACUACUGUUAAGCAGCUAGAGCUGCUACUGAACGAAUUACUCGGAACUACCGAUGACCCACUCCCAUAUACCUUCUGCGUCGCAAAAGACAGUGCCGAAACCAAUCUCGCAAACGUAAUAGACAUCACCGACGACAUUUACAGCUCAGUCUUAAAAUCCGGCCACAAAACGACCGAAGACCUCCUAACCGUUCUAUACACCCCACAAGCCAUCUUCCGUGUUCGCCCAGUAUCUCGAUGUUCUUCAUCGAUAGCUGGUCACGAACAGGCUAUUUUGGCCGUAUGUUUCUCACCACAAAGUUCCAGUCGUAUGGUCACAGGUGGAGGGGAUAAUACCGCCAGAAUAUGGGACUGCGAAACCGAAACUCCUAUGAAAACGCUAAAGGGCCAUACCGGUUGGAUUCUUUGUGUUUCUUAUUCCCCAUGCGCGAAGUAUAUUGUUACGGGGAGUUAUGAUAAGACUGUUCGUUUGUGGGAUGCUAAAACUGGUGCUCCGUUGGGGGAUGCGAUGAAGGGACACAGUGCUUGGGUUACGGGAUUGGCAUGGGAACCGUACCAUCUUAGAACGGAGGAGGAUUCGCUGAGGUUUGUGAGUUCGUCGAAGGAUUGUACGGUUAGAGUGUGGGAUGCGAAGUUGAGGAGGGUGGAGAUGGCGAUGAGUGGGCAUGGUGCUAGUGUUACUUGUGUUAGGUGGGGUGGGAAUGGGUUUAUCUAUUCAGGGUCGCAGGACAAAUUGAUCAAAGUGUGGGACGGGAAAGAUGGAAAACUACUACAUACCCUAAAAUCGCAUUCACAUUGGGUCAACCACCUCGCACUUUCGACUGAUCACGUUCUACGUACCGGUUUCUACGACCAUACCGGCAAAUCCCCAUCGACCUAUGAAGAAAAGAAAAAACUGGCAAAAGAACGCUACGAAAAGGCGGCAACAAUCGGUGGACAAAUCAUCGAGCGCCUUGUCUCAGCUAGUGACGAUUUCACAAUGUACCUCUGGGAACCCUCCAAAGACACAAAGCCCAUAAAGCGUCUUCUCGGCCAUCAAAAGCUAGUAAACCACGUUACUUUCUCACCAGACGGGCGACUAAUUGCUUCGGCAUCAUUCGACAACCAUGUAAAAUUGUGGGACGCUAGGACCGGUGACUUUUUGUCGAGUUUGAGAGGUCACGUUGGAGCGGUUUAUCAGUGCGCCUUUUCGCCGGAUUCGAGGUUGUUGGUUAGUUCGAGUAAGGAUACGACAUUGAAGGUGUGGGAUGCUAGGAAGGGGAAGUUGGCGGUAGACUUGCCGGGGCACAAAGAUGAAGUUUUUGCGGUAGACUGGAGUCCCGAUGGGAUGAGGGUUGGUAGUGGCGGGAAGGACAAAGCUGUGAGGUUGUGGAAGCACUAG
Messenger RNA from Orbilia oligospora ATCC 24927, 1554 nucleotides. RefSeq lists its product as uncharacterized. The coding region runs from base 1 to 1554 and encodes 517 amino acids. The record is from RefSeq and is a predicted model, not a curated record. Gene Ontology annotation, molecular function: protein binding. Lineage: Eukaryota; Fungi; Ascomycota; Orbiliomycetes; Orbiliales; Orbiliaceae. Gene Ontology annotation, cellular component: nucleolus. Gene Ontology annotation, biological process: ribosomal large subunit assembly. The transcript is spliced from 4 exons.